Molecule: messenger RNA, 2676 nt
Organism: Belonocnema kinseyi
Lineage: Eukaryota; Metazoa; Arthropoda; Insecta; Hymenoptera; Cynipidae
Product: sodium-dependent nutrient amino acid transporter 1-like
Exons: 10
Coding region: 198-2159 (653 amino acids)
Biological process (GO): sodium ion transmembrane transport
Cellular component (GO): membrane
Molecular function (GO): L-amino acid transmembrane transporter activity
Source: RefSeq, a predicted model, not a curated record
UGGUCCCCUAGAUGUCCCUCCGACGUCAAUUUGAAUUCCCCCGCGUUUUUACCCCAUUCAAAAAACGCGAGUUCCACCAUAAGACGCAUUGUCUUUAGAGUGUUUGAAAAUCGGUUGUGUGUGUGUUUUUCAGUUUUUACGCAAGAGCGUUUUCUUUUGAGUUUUUCGGAUUUCAAGAGAAAAUCCAGAUCACAAAAAUGAAUCAGGGUGGAAAAAAUAAUCCUGGAUUCGUCCCAGAUGAACUCUUCCACAAUGUGGACCUCGGAAAAUCACCCAAGGACGUUGGAAAGCUUACAGGUGUCUACAGCCUUGAUUACGGAAUUCCCGAUAAGAAGAAAAUGCCACUUUCGCUACCGGAACAGAUGACAAUGACAGAAGAACCAAAGGAAAGAGCAACUUGGGGAAACGGUCUCGAAUUUUUGAUGUCCUGUAUUGCGAUGUCAAUUGGUCUCGGAAACGUGUGGAGGUUUCCAUUUACAGCCUACGAAAAUGGAGGGGGUGCAUUUCUCAUUCCUUAUAUAAUUGUACUGUUUCUCGUGGGAAAACCGUUUUACUAUUUGGAGAUGAUUAUGGGACAAUUUACGAGCAGAUCAUCAGUGAAAAUGUGGGCAUGUGCUCCUGCCUUCAGGGGUGUUGGCUGGGCUCAAAUGUUCUCAAUGAUUGCAGUUGGGACGUAUUACUGUUCCCUAAUGUCUGUAACACUUUACUACCUCAUUGGCAGUUUUCAAUCUCAGUUGCCAUGGUCCACUUGUCUUCUUGAAUGGGGAGAUACGUGUAUUAAUUCUGGUAAAAGUGAUGAUAUUUUGGAAGUUACCUCUAAAAAUAUGAGCCAUAUGAAUAAUAUGAGAAGUUCAGCUGAACUUUACUUUACAAAGACUGUGUUGAAGGAAAAACUCAACAUUGAUGAUGGGGUGGGUUUACCCGAUUGGAGAUUAACCAUCUGUCUCUUUUUUGCUUGGGCCUGCAUAUUUGCAGUUCUAGCUCGAGGAGUUAAAAGUUCAGGAAAAGCUGCAUAUUUUUUGGCAAUAUUUCCAUACAUUAUAAUGAUAGCUCUUUUGAUUAGAGCAGUCACGUUGGAAGGUGCAGUCAAUGGAAUUAUAUUUUUUAUAAAACCACAAUGGGACAAACUUUUCGAUCCCAAUGUUUGGUAUGCUGCGGUCACACAGUGUUUCUUUUCACUUUCGGUGUGCUUCGGAGGCGUUGUCAUGUACUCUUCUUAUAAUGAAUUCAAUCACAAUAUUUACAGAGACGUUAUCGUGGUAACGACCCUGGACACCUUAACUAGCUUAAUGGCAGGAUUCACUAUUUUCGGGAUUCUUGGCAACCUUGCCCAUGAACUAGGAACGGAUGAUAUUACAAAAGUAGUUCGCGGAGGAACUGGUCUCGCUUUUAUAUCAUAUCCCGAUGCUAUUGCCAAGUUUACUGUUUUACCACAGCUCUUUUCAGUUCUAUUCUUCCUUAUGCUCUACGUGCUAGGAAUUGGAAGUGCGAUUGCUAUAGCAGGGGGAAUAAUAAGCAUAAUUAACGAUCAAUUUCCAUCCUGGAAAUAUUGGCACGUAGUUUUAGCGACUUCUGUAUUUGGUUUUUUGGUCGGGACCGUAUAUUGCACCCCCGGAGGACAAUUCAUUUUGGGCUUGGUCGAUUACUACGCUGGCUCUUUUAUUGUGUUCAUUCUUGCAACUCUUGAAAUGAUAGGAAUUUUUUGGGUUUAUGGAUUGGAAAACUUUCUGGAUGACGUAGAAUUCAUGUUAAACAGACGGCCGUCGAUUUACUGGAGGAUAUGUUGGGGUUUGAUCACUCCACUUUUAUUAAUCACCAUUUUGAUUUACAAUAUUGUUACCCUCACUCCUCUCACUUAUGGAGGUGUGCUUUAUCCCGCAAGUGCUUAUGCUGCAGGAUGGACCCUUCUAGCUUUUGGUGUUUUACAACUGCCCUUCUGGCUAAUUUAUACAAUAAUCACAAAAAGAAGAUCAGGCAUGUCUAAGAUGAUCCAAGAAGCGUUUAAGCCAUCGAAAGAGUGGGGACCAAUAAAAGCAUCUGACUUAGCAUCUUGGAGAAUAUUUAAAGACGCCAAAAGACAAAAACGAGAGAAAAGAUGUGCGUCAAAAAUUAAACAAUUCCUUUAUGUGAUCACCGGUUGUGAAGACAGAUUAAUAUAAUCGUCUUACUUUAUCACGAUAAAGAUUAUUUUACAUCCAAAAAAACAUUCGAGGCUAGAGAAUAUAUGUACUAUAAAAGCGACAGAUGAAAAUUAUAUAAUGAUAGAAAGUUGUAUAACAAACGUCUAAAGAGGGAAUUUUAAAUUCAAGUAGGAUUUAUAUUUUAGGCUUGUUUAAAAAGAAAUCAAAGACCCUAAAAUAUAUCUUCAAAAUUUAUCUUGAUUUCUGACCAAAUUACAACUUUGUAAAUCCCGGGUUGAAAUUUAAGUCGGGGGCUGGCCAUUCUACGGCCGGAGAGCCCGGCUUUAAGCCGGGAGCUGGCCGGGGAGCCCGACCGUAGCCCAGACAAGAUCAAUUGGUGCUUUACUAGAUUUAAAUAAUUCGAGUUUUAAUUGUAUGAAGAGCUUUAGUCACUAAAUUAGGGAAUUAAUUUGAUUCAUUUUUACUGCAGAAUUGGAGCAUAUUAAUAUAUGAAAUUCUACACGCCCAGCACACAGACAACAUUAACUAUUUUCAC